CUCUGCUCUGCUCUGGGAGCUCUCAUAAUCCCUUUUCCUCCUAAGAAGCCGGUGAUUGUGUGAGGACAAUGGAGCGGGGCAGCAGCCACUUGGAGGACUUCGCUCUGAAUGUGUUUUCGGUCACUCCUUACACACCCAGUACCUCGGACAUCCAGGUGUCUGAUGAUGACAAGGCGGGGACCACCUUACUCUUCUCAGGCAUCUUCCUGGGACUGGUGGGGAUCACGUUCACCAUCAUGGGCUGGAUCAAAUACCAAGGGGUCUCCCACUUUGAAUGGACCCAGCUCCUUGGGCCCAUUCUGCUGUCGGUUGGGGUGACAUUCAUCCUGAUUGCUGUGUGCAAGUUCAAAAUGCUUUCCUGUCAGUCGUGCAAAGAAAGUGAGGAAAGGGUCCUCGACUCAGAGCUGACGGCGGGCGGACAAUCGUUUGUUUUCACUGGUAUCAACCAACCCAUCACCUUCCACGGGGCUACUGUGGUGCAGUAUAUCCCUCCCCCUUAUGGCUCUCAAGAGCCCGUUGGGAUGAACAACACCUACCUGCAGCCAGUGGUGAACCCCUGUUGUCUCACACCGUCUGGAGUGGUGGCUGCUGCCACGCCAAGCCCUCCCCAGUACCACACCAUCUACCCUGCAGAGAAUGCUGCCUUUGUUGCCGACCAGGACUACCCUUCCUCUAUGGAUGGUGGAAAUGACAGGUCCAGCCCUGACGCUGAGCAGCUAGAAGAGACACAGCGGGGAGAUGGGGACCCUGCCUGCUUCUCUCCUCCACCCUAUGAGGAAGUAUUCUCCCCCCCUUGCUAGAGACGGCAGUGCCGAGGGAACGGCACUGAAGUCAUUGUUGCUGACACCUGAAGGGCUCUAUGUACAGCCUUCAGAAGUGAGACAGCAGAGCAGCCCAGGAGGCCUGAGAGAUGCCGUUCAAGGGGACGUGGGAGGUAAAAUGCCCCAAAUUGAUAAAAAUUAGGCUGGGCUGAAGAAAUUACCUUCUGAUCCAGCUAGAAAUGCCCCGCUGUGUUCAGAAACAGGAAUCUCACCCAUCUAUCCAUCACCCACUCCGUUUCUCCAGGAAGGUGCUGCUGUUGCAAUUUUAACUCCAGCAGCCAAGGGCAAAAUCACUACUGCUGUGACUUUGGAAGUUUCCAUAGUAGGGAGGGUGGGGGUGGGGAGGAAGCAGGGAAGAGAAAACAGGUUCCACUGUAGCUUUCCCAGUGCCCAUUCUCAGUUCCCAAAGGAGAUUUGCAUAUCCCAAUCAACUCGGUUGCCGACAUGUGGCCCCUGAGGACUCUGGGUAUCUUAAAGGCUGCAUAAACAGACCAACAAACAAGCAAAUAAAUAAAUGCAAUAAAGUAAAAUCAAGAAUAGCUCCUGUUGGAAUGUUAGGUGGCUAAACCAUACAAAAUAAAUAAUAAUAGGACAAUGAUGUCACCAAACCCUUAAGUUAUCAUUAGGUGACAGUGACUUGACUGCUGAUGUUCUUGUUCUUGUUGGCAAGGCUGAAGCUUGAGAUGUCCGCCCCGGGCUGACAUCUGGGCUGGGCGCAAACUGCCUGGGCCCAGCGGCCCACACAAGCCCGGGCCUUCUCCAAGCGCCCAUAGAAGAGUCCUGUUGAAUCAGACAGAACAGACCUGCCAUGUCAACACCUGGGAACCACGAAUCACGGAAACAAUCUCUAUGGCCAAGACAAGCUCACUUUCUUUAUUAAAAAA
Messenger RNA from Phyllostomus discolor (pale spear-nosed bat), 1705 nucleotides. It is a transcript of the gene TMEM174, whose product is annotated as transmembrane protein 174. The record is from RefSeq and is a predicted model, not a curated record. NCBI's taxonomy places the organism in Eukaryota, Metazoa, Chordata, Mammalia, Chiroptera, Phyllostomidae. The transcript has 2 exons. The coding region runs from base 69 to 800 and encodes 243 amino acids.